UAAGCUUGCUACGUCUACAGAUGGCAGGAACUUGCACUCCCUCGCACCUGAAACGAAUAGAGCCAGCAUAGAUGAAGAAAAUGCCCUCGUAACAUGCAAGAAUCUGCUAAAGACGUUGCGCAAUACCGGUUAUAGUCUAAAUGCAGCACUGUCAUAUCCCAUCAUGGACCAAAGAGUCAUGACUCUGUACAAGGAGAGUUCCCAACACAUAUAUAACAUCCACAAGGUGACACUAAAAGCUCUUCAAAUGGCCCAUAAAUCAGCGUCAUCCUCCAACGACUUUCAAUCCUCCCUCUAUGGACUGUCCACCCCUUACAUACGCUCCCAACUAUCUCGCUUUGUGAUCGCAUCACUCGAGAAAUGGGCUGCUGCAUCAAAUCUCGACUUUUUCCUCGACGACCCACACUCCUCUGCUCUCGACCCACCCAUACCAUUUCCCUCUUCGUCUGGGAAUACGACCAGUGCCACAAGCAGUCUUAUCCCUGGACAGACCAAAAAGAUCGUUACAUCCCUCACUAAAGAGCAACUACUCGUCGAUCUGGAAUUUGAAAAGCACAUCUUUGCGGACGACCCGCGAAUCGAUCUGAUGAACAACAAAAAUAUCAUCCCCAUUACUUUACACCAGGUCAAGAUCAACUUUGGAGAAAAGGAAGAGCAAUCUGGCUCUUCUGGUCAUCCAGAGGGUAGUCUGUGCUUGCUUUUGGAAGAAAGGACGAGGAAUUUCCUAAGGGACCUUGGUUGUGCGCCGAAUGUAGACUGGAGUCAAGUUGACCCAGUCAAAGUGGAAAGGUCUGCUGCAGAACUGAGAAACGUUCUGGAAGAAAUAAAUUGGAUCGUUGACACCGCCAAGAGGGAGGCGGAGGUGAACAGCGCCAAAGAGUCUGAGACGUGGGAUUGUAUACAAACAAUCGCCGAUAAGGCGUCCAAGGUUCUACAAAUUGAAGCUAAACUUGUGGAAACCGACAACAACUUGGAACCCGUAGCCAUCGAUACUCUUGCACUCCGAUCUAGCGGUGUUCAUUUCCCAUUCCUACAAUCUUUCUCACUCGGCUUCCUUCUCUAUCUACCACCACUAGCCUAUCUCACUCUUCUUCGCUCCUACUCUCAACAAGACUCAAAGGACACGACUGCGAGUUCAAAUUAUCCCAGUGACAUUCCUAUCGGCUGGACACGAAAACUGUUGAUCGACGGACCUGCCCGAGAGCGCCUCCAAAUCCCAAUCGCCACUUUGGCAUAUGACCCUCAUUCCAAACUUUCGACCUCCCAUACGAACAAUGCAAUGGAAGUCGACGAGAGUGGGCAGCCAAUCGCAAGAGAGCAUAUCGCCAGUCGACUAGAAGAUGUUUCGGAAUGGAAUA
Molecule: messenger RNA, 1358 nt
Organism: Acaulospora colombiana
Lineage: Eukaryota; Fungi; Glomeromycota; Glomeromycetes; Diversisporales; Acaulosporaceae
Source: the annotation of a GenBank genome assembly